Leptonychotes weddellii (Weddell seal) is the source of this 1457-nucleotide messenger RNA. The record is from RefSeq and is a predicted model, not a curated record. Lineage: Eukaryota; Metazoa; Chordata; Mammalia; Carnivora; Phocidae.
CUUUGCCCCAUGACGUCGGUCUUUGUGGUGCAGACCUGGCCGGAGGCUGGGGCUGAUCCUGGCAGCCAUGUUCUCCCUGCCUUCCCUCCCCUCCUGGCUCCCCAGCCUCCCCUCCCUCCAGUGGGGCUCCGGCCUCCUCGACUCUGUCCUUCAAGGCCUCAUCGGGGCCAGUGGAGUCUCGGUCCUGAACAGCCUCCUGAAGGUCUACUUCUUUGUGAACUGUGCCAACAACCCCGAGCGGCGGCUGGAGAAGGAGCGGCUGCAGGCCCAGUGGGCCUCGCUGGAGAUGGUGCACCUGGCCGGGCUGGCCCUGAUCCUGACGGUCCUGGGGGCCCGGGUGGCCGCCCUGGUGGUGCUUGAGUUCUCCCUCCGGGCUGUCUCCACACUGCUCUCCCUGGGCAAGGGCUCCGAGGGGGAGAGGCUGCAGCUGUACUUGCUGAGCCAGCACUCACUGGGCUGCGGGCUGACCUGCGGCCUGAGCUUCCUGCAGGAGGGCGCCCCUCACCGCACCCUGAGCCUGCUGCUGGGCCUCGGGCUGGCCACCCUGCUCAGCGCGGGCGCCCGGCGCCUCUGCUGCCACGCCUGCCAGCUCUACGAGCCGCACCGCGGCCUGCAGCGCUGCGGGGUGUGCCUGGGCCUGCUGGCUGGCGCUCCGCACCUGCCCCGGCUGCUGGCCCGCGCCCUGGCCGUGGCCUUCGCCGUGGGCAACCUGGCGGCCGUGGCCCUCGUCAACCGGGACUUCCCCACCACCUCGGACGCCGUGCGCUUCUGGAUGCCGCUCGUCAUCUGCUACGCCCUGCUGGUCAUCUACAUGCAGGAGGAACAGCGGCAACACCCCGGCCUGCAGAGCCAGGUCCAGACGUUGCUGGUGCGCAUGGGUGGUCUCUUCGUGCUGCUGCUGACCGUGGGCUGCUGGCUGGACCUCCUGGGAGUCCUCCUGUCCCUGCUGGGUGAGCUCUGGUGCCUGGCACGCAGCCGCACUCUGCUGGACCUUUGCCAGAUACAGGAUUUUCCAUCCCAGAGGCCUUCGGGGUCAGCUCCAAGGCAGUCCCAGCCCCAGCCCUCAGCAGCUGCCCAGCCCCAGGACACAGCCCCCUCCUGACCUGCCUUAGCAAGGACUUGAAGUCCGUCUUAGGCCCACCCAGGCUCAUCUGGAGGCCUUGACUCCAGGAUACUGCCCCACAGCAGAGGGGCCAGCCCCACCUGGAGCUCAAGGUGGGCGCUGGGGGCUCCUGCAGGGAGGCGAAGGCUUGGGGCUAGGGACCUCAGAAGGGGGGCACCAGGAAGCCAGUGGGUGAAGCCCUGUUUUUCUCAGGAUGGACAAUGCAUACAGCCCCCUCAGACCCUCCUUCCCCAGGGGGGUUGGGGAAUGGGGAAGAAUUGCAUCCUCAGAAUGGCCCCCCUUUACUGGCCUCCCUCUCCUCCUCCAUGACAACAAUAAAGAUGAUUUUUCUCAA